This is a messenger RNA of Aspergillus ochraceoroseus IBT 24754, 451 nucleotides long. RefSeq lists its product as uncharacterized. The transcript has a single exon. The coding region runs from base 258 to 443 and encodes 61 amino acids. The record is from RefSeq and is a predicted model, not a curated record. Lineage: Eukaryota; Fungi; Ascomycota; Eurotiomycetes; Eurotiales; Aspergillaceae.
GUCCAAUUCUUCUCUUCCUUCGGUUUCACUAUUCCUUAUUUUCAAAACAAUGAUAAUUAAAUCUUCUACUAAUCAGAAUUAGCUCUGGAUGGUGUAUUCCACGAUUCCACUAUUUUCUUGUCUUUUCUUUCCCCACUACGCCUGAACUCCUCCUUCACAUUCCCCCGCCGUCUCCCCUAGUUUUGCCUCCUAUCUCAGGUUUCGCCCUCUGACUCUUUUCCCUCGUCUCCCUGCCCCGUCAGGAUUUUUUGAGGCCCAUGUGGAAACAUCGACCCCCGUCCAGAUCCGAUUCAAAGUCUGGGAACAUUGAUUCCAGUGAGCAUGGUUUCUUUGGCCGUGUGAAGAAGAAGUCUCCGCUUCGUAAGUACUCCGUAUACCUUAGUCUCACCCAGACUAGUGUUUUCACUACUUUCUUCACAACUUCUCUUGUGCUAUUGCUUUAAUAUUACAG